This is a messenger RNA of Pieris macdunnoughi, 381 nucleotides long. Lineage: Eukaryota; Metazoa; Arthropoda; Insecta; Lepidoptera; Pieridae. The record is from the annotation of a GenBank genome assembly.
AUGCGCUUGCUUAGACAAGAAUCAAAGCGAUUAACAUCAAAAAGCGAGUAUCAGAGUAGAACAGAGCUCCAGAGAGGUGCAAUUUUCGAAAAAGACACCGAGGAGAUUCAAAAUGUAUUCAAAUAUGCGAUGGCAGUCCACAAUCAGAACAUCAGCACCCGCCGUCUUGAACUGCAGGCUUUUGUGGAUGUCAUCAAUACAGCUGAUGCCUUUAAGUUAUCAAGGCUAACAACAUUCUUUGCUGCGGACGAAAGCACUGGGGGAUACUCUUUACGCUUGUCAGUUGUCGAUGAGACAACUGAAACUGAACUGAAGUGUAAAGAGUAUCCCCCGGAACAAUCAAAACUCUGCUACGUGGAGUCUCAGUCUGGGGUAGACUAA